AGGAAAAAUAAUUGAGAUAUACAUAUAUUCAAUAAAUCAUAGGAAGAACUAAGUGGGGUCUUUUUCAGAUGCUUUGGGCAUAUUUGGGGCAUGCUUUUGUAUAUAGAUUGGGGAAAUAAUUGUAGGGUGGGGAGAUGUUUGUAAUAAGCCACUCCAUUCUAGGGAAUUUGGAAGGGGUGGCGGCAACUACAUACCUGUGAUGGGAGAAAUACUUGCAAAGGCAUUUUUAACUACCUUCUCUUUGCUAACCUCCAGCCUAAGCCACAAGCAAUAUUUUAGGUGAAGUUUUAUUUUGACCUUUGUACCUUGUGGUUCCAGAAAGCAUGCACCUAAAAACUUAUCCAAAACAAGUAGUAUGUUAAUUAAUUUUGGAGCCAUCAGCUAGCUCUCUGGGCUGUUAACAGUUAUUAGAAUACAAUAAAAUAUGAUGCAACCCUCCCAGCCAUUAGUGCUUGCACAGCAACUUAUGGGAUGCUGUGCAUUUAGUUGUUUCUAUUGUUUGUUUACCAAUAUAAACAAAUGGAUAUUGUGUGUUUCACUUAAGUCUGCAUUUACUGCACAAAAUACACAUUAUAAGUGUGCUGAAGUAGUAGGAUUAGCACAGAUAACACAAAAAGCAAUUAUGUUAGCCCAAGACUCUUGUACUAAUAAGUAUUUCUUCUGUGAGGUAGAUUUUUCAGUAGGCUUGUUUAGCACCUUCUGGUGCUUGAAGGUCUACGUAUUUCUUGACUAUUAUAAAAAGCUUCUUAGGUUUCCAGAGAUCAUGAGAGGGAGAGAAGUAGAAAAGAUGGAGAGGACUGGUAGGAUUCAGAGGAGAAAUUCAGUUGUAUCUCCAAGCAAAGCUGGCUGGGCAGUUUGAGUAAUGUAUGUUGUUGAUCACCGCCUGUCUCAAUAUUGCAUAAUUCAACUUUACUGUUUUUCUACUUUAUUUCUAAAAAUAGGAGAGUAUAAACUCUGCAUGUUUUACCACAUAAAGGGUAAAACACAGUCCCCACCCUGCUGUAAAUUGCUCAGAGAGCUUUGUCUAUUGGGAUGUAUAGAAAUGAAAUAAAAAACAAUGUUUGUGCUAUACCACAUCCAGACCCAAGGAGAAAGUUUUCAAAGCUGCCAGCUUGGGGAAAUGGAGGGAAUACGGCACAACCAGCUUUCCAAAUGUCCUUAUCCCUUCCUGUUGAUAGUUUUCUGUUGCUUUAAAAAAAUCAGCUGUAUUUUCUUUAAAAAAUAUCCCUUUAUUUGAUGUUUGCACAGUUAGUGUGUCCAUAUGUACUGGGACUGCAAAUAAAUCAAUUUGGUGCAAGGAGCAACAGUCAAAAAUUAGUUUGCUAAAAUUGAUGUACCUAGCAAUAUAUAGAGAACCUGCUGUGUUAUCAACAUCCAGGGAGCAGGAUGCAGCCACAUUAGGAAGCAGAAGUGUGGUUUGCGGUGGAACAUUGUUUUGCUAGUAAUGGAUCACCUAAAGCGUUCUCAUUGCAGAUGAUUAAGGUGGAGUUUGGUCUGAGUGCAGAUACCCUGAAACCCCGAAGAGGCUCUGGUUGCCAAUAAGCCAAGAGUGUUUGCAGUGUCUGAUUUGGGUGGGAGCAAAUACUCCAGUUGGACUGAUUCCAGCGCAAGUGUGGAAUGCCCUGUGCUUUGCAGAGUCAUGAGGAAUAUCACAUGGGACAAUGCAGUAGAUAUCUCACAUUUACUAAAAGUGCGUGGAGGAUGAUUCACCUUGUAGGUCAAAGAGAAUGAACUUUUGUGGGACAAAAUGCAUUCUAAUAGCUUGCAUCAGGGAGCAAAGGUAUUUUCCAAGGGAUAGUAUGUCUCAACUACUGGCCCUGAAAAGAUAUUAUGGGAUAGGAAAAUCCUAUAUCAUGAGGUCUGUAGGACAGUUCCCACUUUCCUAUUUGUGAGUUCAAAGGGGCAGCAUGCUGGCUGUUCAAAGAUAUGGAGUGCUGGAGCAGAUGGCUAAAAAAAUCCCCACUUAAAAUAUGUGCCAACAUCAAGUGACACAUUCUUGCCUUUCCUGGGGAAGAUAAGUGGCCUGGUCCAGAUGUCAAGCAGCCAGCUGUCCAAUCAUGUUUGGAGUGCCCUUCAGAUUUCUGUGCUCCGUCCUCCCCUCGUGCGUAUAAGUUUCUUUUUCCAGUUUCUACUUUCCUUCAAUGCCUGAAUCAAGCGAACUGAGGUCAGCAUGAACCGGGGAUUGCCUUCAAGCCAUGAUGUGAAACUCGCACCACGCUUUGGAGGCAGUUUCCACCUGGUGCUGACCACAAUUUCCCCAAUCUGGACAUCAGGACAAGCCAUAACAGGAUGAAGGUCCCACAUUUAAGCACAUGCAGCCAAAUGAUAGUUGGAUUGUCAGCUGCCCUAACAUCUAGUGGAGUCAUUGAGUUUAUGAAGGAAGCUGAAGCAAGGAACAGUUUGUGAAAACUCGAGAGGACAGAUUCAUCAAAGUGACUUUAUGACUCAGUUAGAUGCAAAGAUCUGGUACUGCCUGCUCCCAAGAGUUCUAAAAAGAGGGUUUGCUGUAAGAAAGUUUACUCUAACCCAGCGCUGCCAGUUUCACUGUAAAUUUGUCACGGUUCUGAUUCCAUAUUUUGGUUGAUCACAUGCUCACUGGGGCAUCCUAGAAGCACACUCGGAGGGAAUUGAGUUGGAGGAGGCUGCAGAUGCUAAUUUUUAGCUGCUCUGAUCAGAUAACAAAUAUGUAGCACAACAUCUGGAACUUUUUACAGGGAACACAGUUAGCAACCUGAUUUUUAUUCUACCUCCAAUCUAUGGUGCAAUUCAGAGUUACAGAGAUGGCCUUGAAAAACGGUACAUGAUAGCUUAUUUGUGUGUCACAGCUGUGGGUUUGGGCUCGUGGUGCUUUCACAUGACCCUCAAGUAUGAAAUGCAGCUGUUGGACGAACUGCCUAUGAUCUACAGUUGCUGUGUGUUUGUCUACUGCCUGUCCGAAUGCUUCAAGUACAAGAAAACGAUCAAUUAUCCACUCCUGUUUCUACUAAUAGCCUACAGCACUGGCGUCACCAUAGUGUACCUAAAUUGGAAACAACCUGUGUUCCAUCAGGUUAUGUAUGGGACGCUGGUGGCGCUUCUGGUACUCCGUUCUGUAUAUAUAGUGCUAUGGGUGUAUCCAUGGCUCAGGGGGCUGGGCUAUACAUCCCUGACCAUUUUUUUGCUGGGUUUUUUCCUCUGGAACGUAGACAACAUUUUCUGCGAGAAACUGAGGGCGAUACGUGAGAGCCUGCCUCCGCUCGUGAGCGUCGUGACACAGUUCCACGCUUGGUGGCACAUUUUUACGGGCCUCGGCUCUUACCUCCACAUCUUGUUCAGCUUAUACUCAAGGACACUUUACUUGAAGUACAGGCCAAAGGUCAAGUUUCUCUUUGGGAUUUGGCCUGUUCUCUUAGUAGAAUUGACCAAGAAGCAAUGACAAGGACUUCUAGCCAAAACCGAAGAGGCACUACCCUGGAUGCAUAAGGAUAUCCUGCAAUCAUUUUGACUGAUGCGCUGGGGAUUCUUGGCACUGUCAAGAGAUCUCUUUCCCCCUCUCUACUCCUGGAGCCACAGAGAAUCAUGUAGAACCGAGAACCGACGUAUCUACGGAAGCCACAACUAGAGGUUAUCCCCCCAGUCCAAAUGAGAGCGCAGUCUUUCUCACACACUUCUUAGAUGGCUUGCAGGUGCUGGGCAGAGUUGCAGCGGGCACAGGAAAGGGGCACGCAUUCCUUUCAGAAGCAAGUUGCCCUGGCUGCCACUGGGCCAAGCAGACUCUUCAUCAGUGGUUGAAAAUUAAAUGAGUGCAGCCUGAAUGGCGCAAAAUGCCGGAAUCAAAUUUGGAAGGACAGUCCCUCCGAGUUGCAGGAGGCUCCGUGGCCUGGAGCAUGUUCCACGCGCCUAUUGUAAUAGGGCGAUAUUCUGCCACUUUCUUGAAACUGCUUUGCAGAGAUAAAGGAGAGUCAGGUUAGAAGCCCCGCUCUUUCAACAAGGUGCCAUGUCCCAGUUCUGUCUAGAAAGUAGGGCAUUCCUUUCUGGCUUGCUCCAUAUGCAAAUAAAUCACCCCCCCCACCCAAGAUUUCCAUGCAUAGUUGCACCUAAGAAUCUCUCAAUAGAAGGCCAGUUGUCCAGCGCAACUGCACAAGCUGCCUGAGUAAUUACUUGGGCACGGAUGAAACAGUAUUAACCAGAGAGACAUAGCCCGGAUGUUGCCAGAAUAUGCUUUUCUGACGCCUCUGUGCAGUCUGCUGGUACUGCAAACUGCCUGCAGCCUGUGUUAGCUGGGAAGCCCGAACCCCAUUACUGGCUGCGUCUCCUGGGAAAUCGGUCGGCUAAAGGCACAAACCUGCCCUCGCCGCCUCCAUUUGGGAUGUGAAAUUUGGAGGCGGACUUCCAUUCCAGCCUGAAGAAUGGCUUAGAAGUAACCAAGGGCUACUUCUUAUUUUAAAAAGAGCAACUUUACACCCUACCAGAGUAUACCAUCAAAGCCUUGUUGAGAUGGAAGGUACUUUUUGCCACUCUGAACCCCUUGGAGGACAGGCAGGGUAGUAACGUAAAUAAUUAAGCCGGAAAAAGAAAGAAAGCCCCCGAAAAGCAGAAUUGCUGCUUUGAGCACCUCUCGCUGACGUGUGCUGGAUUGUAUGGAGCACAACCUGCGCACUGAUAGGGUGUGCAUGCGGUGUGCAUUUGUGCUAGCAUCCUCAAGUAUGAAUAGAGAAACCAGUAAGUUUGUCUUGUCGUAGUGUGGUGCAAAGCACAGCAUCGCUUUGACUGUCGUGAACGUGUGGCCGCCUCUUCUCUGUGUCCCUUGCACUUCUGAAUGUUUCAUCUCCAGCUCACCAAGCCCCUCUUCAGCCAGCCAGCCAGCCAGCCAGCCAGCCAGCCAGCCAGCCAGCCAGCCAGCCAGCCAGCCUUCUCGUUCUUAAAUUCAUGACUGUGCUACCUAAAAAAUCCACUCCUUUUAAGGGGACUUUCCUCAGCCUCGGCCCUUCCCGAUACACAGCUGCCCUCCUCCCCAGCCUGCAUGGCACGUUGGCGGGCACCUGGUUGGGGAAGGCUACCCCGAACAAGCUUGUUCGGCCCAUUUAUCAUCAGGAAACUCAGUCUGUGGUCUAAAAAUCAAAGACAGGACAGCCCUUUGCUGCUUCUCUCUGCUUAUUUGCUGCCUUUGGCUGUAUCUCAAUUCACGCAACCGCUUAAGACACAACUUGGUGCAGGGUUGGACAGAAGAACGUCCCACAACUCCCAGCAUCCCCCAGCCAGCCAGCCCCCCCCCCCCCACAAUCUGAACUUGCGAAUCCCAGAAGGUGUGCUUCUCUCCCAGACCCCAUGUCCCCACUCCUGGAUUCCUGGGACAAGAAUGCCCAUACAGCCGAGGCUAGAAUGCACCCUUCCCUAAAUUCUUUUGUCUUUCCCUCUAGCUUAAAAACAUGUGAAUGAGCCACUUUUUAAAUCAUGUAUGCUUGUAGCUGAGUAAUUUGCUCAUGCGGUCGACCGCAAAUCAAAAGAAUGAGCCUGCAAUUUCCAGCCCUUGAGCUACAGGUGGUGUCUUCCCCCCAUGAGCUUAGACCCUAAAAUCCAGCUCCCAUCCCAUUUCUGGAAGCAUUUUAAGAACAGGGAGCUUCCUGCGGGUUUUCAGCUCAGCAUUGACCGCACAGACUGGCAGGAGCCAUUUGCAGGGUUUGUGCAAAGUCCCGGCCUGGAGACACCAGGAACUGAAUCUGAAACCUUUUGCAUGCAACAGAUGCGCUCUACCCAUUAGCCAGUUCACACAUCCCAACAAUCCGCUGUGGUUUAUACAAGGGCUGGCUAACCCUGCCACAACCCCUGCUGCCCGGGUGCACACCACACAAAAGGACACAGCAAGUGUGAGCCAGCCGAGGCAGCUUCACUCUUAAGUGAAGAGACGAGCAUCCAGUGUGACGUCUGGUGUGAUGUGCAGAGCAGGUUGCGUGUCUGCAGGCUCCUCCUCUGGGAACCUGCUAAUUGCUCUGCCGGUGCGCGAGGCAGAUCUUUGCUUUCUGCACACUGAGUGCAGACACAUUGCCGGCCACUGGGAAAAGGACAGUUUCUUCCUUUGCCACCCACCAAAUGUGCAGAGAGAAAAGCCCAUCGUCCUCAGCAUAGGAGACGUAGGCUGGCAGAGGAGGCAAGCAGUGCUGUGCCUUCUGUUUUAUUCACCUGCCUGCUGUUUACCUGGGACUGGCAAAGGAGGGUGUGACUUUCCUUGCCAUGGGUAGAAAGAAAGCGAGUGAGUAAAACUAAUUUUCAGGCUGGUCCUUUUGGGGAGCUGGAUUGAAGAAACCCUACAGUUCUAAAAAGAAGAACGACUUCUGUCCCAGAGCGCGGUCACACACGGAGAGAUGAAAAGCUCCGCUCUCCCUCCCAAACUUCUUUCAGGCUUGCUUGUUUUAAGGGAGCUACCAGGUUGCUAGCAAAGCAAGGGCUCUUUACUUGCAGGUUUUUGUAGCAUGCUAAGGGAACAGGAAACUGGCUGUCUGUCUGCAGCAUGUCAGCCUGAUAGAAUAAUCAGUUGCUUUUGGGACCGUGAUAGUCCUGUGGGGCUGGCGAAGCCGCAGACAGUCUGAGAAGGGCCCCCCUCGUCCCCUGGGAAGGACCCCUGGCUACUCCCCAACUGCAUGAUGUGGGGCAUGGAGCAGCGAGGGGUUUUGGUGCUGGUCCCGUGCGGGGUGGAGGAUGAGGACGCAGGCGACACUCGGUAUUUCCCCAUUGACGGAAAAUACUGCCUGUGACGAUCCUGGAGAGGGUCGGACCGUUGCCAUGGGGGAAACACUGCGGGAUUGGAGAACGAGCCGAAGCACUCCCGGGAGCCCAAAGCCGCCCCCUUAGCGCAGCCUGGCCGCUGCGCAUCAGCAUCGAUCUCCUGUGCGCUCCGGCCUCAUCCACCUGUUUACGCGCGCCUGCAAGCCUCAGCUUUUUCAGGGGGCAUCUCCAAAACUGGCACCCAGCCCCAGGGAGCGAGGGGUUCUUCAGGAAAAGCAGGGGUUUUUUAGGGGGUAUAAGCGACACAUUCAGUCCUUCGUUAGCUGCUUGCAGGUUCGGCUGCCAAUUCUUGCAACCCCCAGGCAACCAAAGGCACAACCCUGUGCAAGUUAAGGCAGAAAAAAGGCCUACAACUCCCAGCAUGCCCUGCUGGCUGCCUGGGCCCUUCUGUCCCAGUUUGUGUAGGAUUGCACCCUGAAGCGUUCUGCGGGGAGCCUCUCCCUUCUCCCGGCUUAGCUGAAGGAGCCCAUGUUUGUUCUGAAUGUAUCUUUACAAACUGCACUUGUAGGCUUGCAAGAAGGUGCUUUUCUGACCGCGCUUCUCUGCUGCCUGCCUUUUUGAAUUGUGCAACGCCACAUAACUCUGGGUGUCUGGAUCAUUGUUCCUUGUAAAAUCCGGGCUGCCUUCCCAGAAGGACUAGAAAUGGAGCACAUGAAUAAAUGUGGACAUGUCGAGCCAAACUGCCAAUGAGGUGAAUCCUGUGGUUUAGCAUGACCUGCUUUGGGGAGGGCUUGGGUUUAGUUUUGAUUAGAAGGGCUAAUAGUCGCAGCUUGGCUGGAAGGCGGUGAGGGUAACUCCUGAUCUGGAGCCAACAAAUUUCAACCUUCUGCCGCUUAACUGUUUUAAGCCAGAUUUCAAAUUGCUGCUGUUUGCCCACCUCAGUCCCAGUCCCAGUCUCUACCCUGCUAUUGCCCAAAGCAGCUACUAUUACUAAUUUAAUUCAUGUUAAACUUGUAAACCACCCAGAGGGCCCUUUGACCUAUGGGGCAAUAUAUAAGUGUAAUAAAUCAAUAAAAUAAUGAUUGAAUCACAUCUUUAAUGUCACCUGUACUUUGGCUCUAAGAAGCCACCACCCAAAGUCCAGAAACCAAAACCUGACCUUGCAAAUGCUGCGACUGCCUCUUGAUUUCCCCAAAAAUGGGGUGCCAUGGGCAGGAACAGCUCACCUCACUCCUGGAGAGAAGGUGCAGCAAGCGACAAUCCCCACAGCAGCCUAACUUCCCUGAAAUCAUUUUGAUCUCGGCUAUGGAUCCAAAACCACUGUGUUGAUUAAGAAGCCCUUCACAGGGAUCUGGUUCUGCAGCAGGCUCACCCGUGGGUGCGUAUGAAUCUUGCCCAGCUGACCCAAAAGAGAGAUUUCGCAAAACUGCUUUCCUCACAGCCACAAAGGUGUUGAAAUAGUAAAUUGGGACAAUAACUUGCUGGAUUGAUUUGCAAAACCAGAUUAUCAAAUGUUUUGAUCAUUAAAAAAAAAAUGGAGGACAGGCCACACCUGUUCGUGGCAGGUGGGAAGGUUGGGGUCUCCCAGCACAGCUCUGGGGGACUAGCAGCAGAGUAGCAAGCGUCUCUGAGCCCGCCUUGUUCAGCAGUGGCGGUUCCAAGAUCCAGACUAGACCCCUGGACCUCUCGUAACCUGACUUCUGAGUUCUAGGGGAAAGCAUUCUUGAAGUCUGCCCCCGAUUUCGACUGCCUCGAGUACGCAGCCUUUUCUCCUACAAAAGUCUGGUGGUGCGUCAGAGCACCACGACCUUUUCUGGGAAGAUGCUUGAUGCUGUAUUCUCGAGACGCAACUUCUCCCUGUAACCGCCUCAUCAGGUGGAUCUGUGCACUGGACAGAUGACUAUGCGGUGGAAGCAAAGUUGGGCAUCGUGGUAUUUGCAUACUGACCAGUAUUAAAGAGGCCUCCCUCUUUAACGGGUCUGUCUAAACAUCAUCUUUGCCCCCCUCCGUGAAAUCUGCUCUCUUUUGCCCAAGGAGAACUAAGCUACAGUUGGCGGGUUUUCGGAAAUCAAGCCCAUCUGCUGACGAGUCAGACUUGGUAAUUAAUAUAAAAGGUGGGUUGGCCAAAGUGAAGAGUGGAGGAGAUCAGGGCCAACAGGUGCCUGGAGGAGUCGGGAAUUCCCAGAGGGGACCAGAGGUGUGUAAAAUGUAGGUGCCCAUUCCCAAACUUGAGGUGAGGUAGGUGGUCCCCAGGGAGCUUUUCCUAGUGGAAAGAAUAGCCGUUCCACACAGAGAACCAUCCAGCUAUUCCGCUUCCUGGGUGGCGAGCUGAAAUGAUAAGAUUCUGGGAACACGUGAACUAACUUCUCUGCUCUUUGAAUUCGGCCUCGGUUUCUAAUCUUUUCCCACUCGUUUUAACAUUUCUUUCUGGUUCCUCUCUGGUCUCUGGAUCUGCACUGGUUGCUUAAUAUGCCUUUCUGUCUUCCUGAUGUGUGACGUGCAUUGUUCAGGUCUGCUUUUCUUCCAUCCCAAGACAGCCCAUCCCCAAGCUGUCCGUUAUCCAGGCUUUUCCCGAAGAAGCCACAGUUUUCCGUUCCCCUCCUUUAAGUCAGCAGCUUAUUGGCUGCAUUAUUACUCUUGCAAUGUCAGCGGAUUGCCCCUAUAAGCUCCAGAGACCAUUGGGAGUAUUUUUUAGACAUACCUCUUUAUGACUGCCUCUAAACUCUGAUUUUAUUUUGUCCUGCCAAAUGAAUGUUGAUUAUUGCACUGAUUUUAAUGUGGCAUUUGCCGUCGGAGAGGGAAAUGGAUCCGAGUUGCCAUAAGGGGUAUGGGACACAAAGCAACCAGCCUUUGUGUUAACACUUAUUUGUGGGUUUAUUAAUGUACAAAAAAACCUUUACAAGUGAAUAUACUGUGGCUGUAUCAUGAAACUACAGCUUAACUGUAUAUAAAAGCCAUUGUAAUAUAUAAUGUUUAAGCAUUUUGAUAUACUAUAUUGAAACCUUUCUAUGGGACUCCUGUCAACUAAUAAGCUUAUAUAUAAACACACCCACACUAUUAUUUUGCAAUAAAGUGGCUUUUUCAGAUUUAAAGGUAUUUAAUCAAUUUACCCUUCAAACAUUAAUUAUGCCUUUAUAGCUGAUAUUGACAUUGAUAAUUAUUAAAGGAUCUUUGUUUUUAA
Molecule: messenger RNA, 9883 nt
Organism: Varanus komodoensis (Komodo dragon)
Lineage: Eukaryota; Metazoa; Chordata; Lepidosauria; Squamata; Varanidae
Gene: ACER3
Product: alkaline ceramidase 3
Exons: 11
Coding region: 2801-3415 (204 amino acids)
Biological process (GO): phytosphingosine biosynthetic process; ceramide metabolic process
Cellular component (GO): endoplasmic reticulum membrane
Source: RefSeq, a predicted model, not a curated record